AGGGUGAGAGAGAGAGAAAAAAAAGGAGAGAGAAAGAGAGAGCAGUUUUUUAAAUGUUCAAAGAGACGAGGCGGCGCACCGGAACAUUAGGGAAUCUCUGGACACACGAGGAUGACCACGGCAGUGCUGAAGAUUACUGAAACGUCAGAACAACACUCGCUGAUGGAACAUUCUGAGGUUGUUAGCAUAUAAUCUGCAGGCUUUAGAUAAGAACCUCCAUCGAAUACAUGCGUACAUGUAUGCGAGUUUCCUUCUGAGUAUGUGACGCUAAAGAUGAGGACCUCGUUGAACAGUCAGGAUCCCUUUUUUUCUUUUAAAGGGUGUUUUUUUCCUGUAGGGGAACUAUAAGAAAUUCAAUGGAUUCAUGCUUUAGCUCAACUUCAUAUCUCUCUCUUACAUAUUUCCAUGCACACAAAGGAAAGAAAAAAGGCAACACAAACUGAUCCAGAACUGCUUUGGUACCCUCUCCCAUUUACGGAUUGGUUCUGGCAAGACAGAGUGGCAUGAGUGUGGGCAAGCCCCACCGCUACAACAUUGUGUCAUCGGAGGAGGAGGACUUGUUCCGCCACAGCAACAUGCCUGCCCUCGGCAAUGGCUUUGGUAAUGGCAAGAUCCAGACGCGCCGGAAGGUGCGAAGUCGCUUCGUUAACAAGACAGGCCAGUGCAACGUCAGUUUCUCUCAUAUGGACGAGCAAUCCCAGCGCUACCUCGCCGACAUCUUUACCACCUGUGUGGACAUUCGCUGGCGGUGGAUGUUCGUCCUUUUCUCCCUUGCAUUUGUCCUGUCCUGGCUCGCAUUCGGGUUCUCCUUCUGGCUUAUUGCUCUUGUCCAUGGUGACUUAGACCAGCCCUCUCAAGACAACUUCACGCCGUGCGUCAUGCAGGUGAACAGCUUUGUCGCAGCAUUCUUGUUCUCGGUUGAGACGCAAACGACGAUUGGCUAUGGAUUCCGCUGCGUGACUGAAGAGUGUCCUUUAGCAGUAUUCAUGGUCGUCUUCCAGUCCAUUGUGGGCUGCAUCAUUGACUCUUUCAUGAUCGGAGCCAUCAUGGCCAAAAUGGCAAGGCCAAAGAAACGGGCAGAAACGAUAUUGUUCUCGCAAAACGCUGUCAUCGCUAUGCGUGACGGGAAGCUGUGCCUCAUGUGGCGGGUCGGGAACUUGAGGAAAAGUCACAUUGUUGAGGCUCACGUACGGGCGCAGCUAAUUAAGCCCCGAAUCACAGAGGAGGGGGAGUACAUACCUCUCGAUCAGAUCGACAUCAAUGUGGGUUAUGACCAAGGUCUUGACCGCAUCUUCCUGGUUGCUCCCCUCACCAUCCUACAUGAGAUAAGCGAGGAGAGUCCGUUGUUUGGAAUCAGCAAGCAGGAGCUGGAAACAUCAGAUUUCGAGAUAGUGGUCAUACUGGAAGGGAUGGUCGAGGCGACUGCGAUGACGGCUCAAGUGCGCAGCUCAUACCUGGCCAGCGAGAUCUUAUGGGGCCAUCGCUUUGAGCCUGUGGUGUUUGAGGAACGCAACCAGUAUAAGGUGGACUACUCGCACUUUCAUAAGACCUAUGAGGUUCCCUCGACGCCUCGUUGCAGCGCCAAAGACAUGGAGGAGAACAAAUCCCUGGAAUCUGGUGCCAACUUCUGCUAUGAAAAUGAGUUAGCCUUCAUUAGUAGGGAUGAAGAGGAGCAGGAGGAGGACAGAGGUGAGAGGGGGACUGAGCUAGAGACCCUUUCAGCCAAUCUAAACUUUGAUCAGAGGUCGUAUCACAAAGAAUCUGAAAUAUGACCACUGAUUGUCAACUUUAAAGACUUCGCUUUAUUGUAGAAUCAGCCUAUUCUUUUAGUGUCGGUUGUAAAGAACAGAUACAGAGCAAUGCAAGUGCCAUAUGAAACUUUGACCCACUGUCCUAGAGCCAUGCUGUAGUCGAGGGCAGGUCAGGAACAGAAAGUGCUUUUUGUAGUUGUCGGAAAUGUGAGGCCUUCCUAUAGGAAAACUUGAAAUCUGAUUUUCUGUUUCAUACUGUAGUUUGAAGUGAUAGCUUUAAGUAGGCUAGUAUCAUUAUGCAAUACUAAGCUAGCCUGGGUGCCAUUUUGACUAAAUCUUUCUCUUGUACACACAAUUUGCACAAAAUAGGAUGUUAACCACUAGUGUGUUUGCUUGGAUAUUGAGUAGAACAUGAUUCUUGUUUGGUGUGAUUUACAGCAAUAAAGUGACUUGAAGACUUUAUCCAUGCUCUCCAUAUUCUACUGAUCUUUUUUUUUUUCACACUACGUCAGAGCAAAGACUGCAUUAUUUUUACCAAGCAAUGAGGUACUAUUAGAGGUGUGUGGAAGAUAAUUAACACCUAAACAGACACUGCUAACUGACAAUGAGCAUGAUGGCUCCCAGGCUAGCAAACAACUAAGACACAAGAUUAUUUAUUCAAUAUUAGAAAGUGAGUAGAUAAACAUACAAGUAUGUGAGUGGAAGAGUGAAAGAUAAAGUUAAAGGUUUUUUUUUUUCACAACAUACCAACAUUUACAUUCAUGCUCAGGACAAACACGCUUGUAUAAAACCACUAACUCACAAUAACAGCCAGAGGAACAACAGGUUUAAUGUGAUAUAUCAAACCCACAAGUCCUGCUUUUGUAUUGUAGCCUUUCACAAAUUUUGAAGCUAUAAAACAGUAUAUUUACAAUGUUACAUAUUUUGCUAUAGCAACAGCUACAUUUAGCAAGAAGGUGUUUUAGGAGGUAUGACCUUCAAAUGACAUUUCUUUGAGUUUUUGUCCUAUCAAUACAGCUGCCCACUUGCCAAUGUGAAAGGAAAUGAUCAAUACUGAUACUUCUAUGGUUGAUGCUAAAGAAUAAAAUGCCAGUAUCAGAUUAUGGGCACACUGAGAAAAAAAAAAACAAACAAAACUGCUUUCCAGAAAAAAACUUGCCCUAAAACAAUACCAAAGUUUAUUUAGCUAACCCAAUUGUUGUUGUUUUUUAACCCAAAUCAUUUUUUAUAUCUAAAAGACCUUAUAUCUUGUACAAUUUUCCUUAAAAAUAAAUAAUGAAACAAAAAUA
Molecule: messenger RNA, 3040 nt
Organism: Pimephales promelas (fathead minnow)
Lineage: Eukaryota; Metazoa; Chordata; Actinopteri; Cypriniformes; Leuciscidae
Gene: kcnj12b
Product: potassium inwardly rectifying channel subfamily J member 12b
Biological process (GO): regulation of monoatomic ion transmembrane transport; potassium ion import across plasma membrane
Cellular component (GO): plasma membrane
Molecular function (GO): inward rectifier potassium channel activity
Source: RefSeq, a predicted model, not a curated record